Messenger RNA from Erigeron canadensis, 1699 nucleotides. Its product is annotated as alkane hydroxylase MAH1-like. The transcript has 2 exons. The coding region runs from base 55 to 1524 and encodes 489 amino acids. Lineage: Eukaryota; Viridiplantae; Streptophyta; Magnoliopsida; Asterales; Asteraceae. Gene Ontology annotation, molecular function: heme binding; iron ion binding; monooxygenase activity. The record is from RefSeq and is a predicted model, not a curated record.
UUUAAGCUUUGCCUUAUUCCUCCUAACCCUUUGGCUUCCUUCCACUACUCCGAUAUGCUUAUCCUUUUCAUUGUCUUGCUGAUUUUUGGGGUCAUGUAUCUUUACCGCAAUAGGCGUCUCCCUAUUAGUUGGCCCUUUUUCGGCAUGACACCCGAUAUCCUCCUAAACUGCCACCGUAUCCAUGAUUUCGCCACUGAUUUCCUCAAAGUUAAUGAUGGUACAUUCUUGCUCAAAGGUCCUUGGUUUGCCAAUGUAGACAUGUUAGUAACCUCUGACCCUGCCAACAUUCACCAUAUGUUAAGCAAGAAUUUCCCAAACUAUCCCAAAGGCCCCAACUUUCGUAACAUCUUUGAUAUACUUGGAGAUGGCAUUUUUAACUCUGAUCACGAGUUAUGGGAAGUCCAUAGAAAAACAACCAUGUCUUCUGUAUUCAAACACCCUGACUUUCAUACUCUUCUUGAAACAAAUAUCAUCAACAAAAUCAACAAUGGGCUUCUUCCUCUUCUAGAAUCCAUCUCAUUGAAUCACCUUGAGACGGAUUUGCAAGAAAUAUUUCAGAGGUUCACUUUUGAUGCUAUCUGUUUAUUGCUUUUAGAUUAUGACCCGAAAAGCUUGUCCCCCCAUUUGCCGAUCAUUCCAUGCGAGAAAGCCUUCACGUACGCUGAAGAAGCUCUCUUGUGGAGACAUAUUCUACCCGAAAAGGUGUGGAAGUUGCAACAAAAAUUCAGACUGGGGAAGGAGAAAAAGAUGAUUGAAGCUUGGAAGGCUUUUGAUGAAUUUAUAUACAAGUGUUUGUCUCAAAAAGUGGAAGAGGAUAAGGAGACCAGGUUGUUAACUUCUUUGGUUAGAGGUUUUGAAGGACAAAAUGGAACUUCUGGUGACCCGAGGAAGUUUCUAAAAGACACGAUACUCAAUCUGAUGAUUGCCGGGAGAGACACCACAAGCACAGCUCUCUCUUGGUUCUUUUAUCUUCUUGCUCAAAACCCGCGUAUAGAGAAGAAGAUCCGACAAGAGAUUGAGUACCAAUUAGGUGGUCGUGAAUGGCAAAGUCUAGGUGCAAAAGAGUUAGGAGGACUAGUUUAUCUUCAUGGAGGUAUAUGUGAAGCGUUAAGGUUGUAUCCACCUGUUGCAUUUGAGCACAAGUCUCCAUCUGAGCCGGACAUCCUUCCAAGCGGUCAUGUUGUCGAUAAGCACACCAGGAUAAUUCUGUCUUUUUAUUCAAUGGGAAGAAUGGAAGAGAUGUGGGGGGAUGAUUGCAUGGAUUUUAAGCCAGAGAGAUGGUUUUCUCAAAGAGGGAUAAAACACCAACCGUCUUACAAAUUCACCGCGUUUCAUGCUGGUCCGAGGACAUGCUUGGGUAAGGAAAUGGGAUUGAUUCAAAUGAAAAUGGUGGCGAGUGUCAUCAUUUACCAUUACAGUGUGGAGCUGGUCGAGGGUCAUAAAGUUCGUCCAAGUGAUUCCAUUAUACUUCAAAUGAAACAUGGCCUGAAGGUGAGGCUUUUCCCUAUCAAUUCACAAGCUUAAUAAUACAACGGAUUUGGCAUGUAAUUUCCCUUCAAAAUUUAUUGGUACUUCAAGUAUGAUAUGGGAAGACUAGGAUGCAGUGUUAUUUUCCAUUUCGCUGACUACAUGUCAAGUUAAUACAAAGUUCGUGUCACUGUAAGACCAUAUGUCAUUAGCAGUCAGCUUAAUGCCUUAA